GGGGGUGUGGAUGUGCGUUUCAUCAAGGAACCUUCUAAUCCAAGCUACUUCAACAAUGGCAGUGAUGCCAACCUGGUGUGGGACUACACCGAUCCACAAAAUAAGAUUCAGUACAUCAUCUAUAGUGUUCUGGUAGAUGGUGUGUUUGUCAGAAUGAUGGUUAAUGACAGUCGUGGUGUCCAAGAACAUCCUAACAUUCCUCCAUCUUACAAAGGAAGAGUUAAAAUUGAAGGAAGAGCUACACUGGUUAUCAAGGACAUCAACCCUGGAGACAAUACUAAAUUUGAAUGUUCAAUACGGGAAGAAGGGAACAUUGCAAGUACAGUUCAGCUUAUUGUGGCAGGUUUGUAUUACCGACGUAGCCAUUAAUAAUCGAACAAAAAUCAAAUACAUUUAAUUCAUGUCUGUCAUAUUUCUGAGAUCUGGAGAAAGUAAAUAAUAGCAUAAAUCUGUGCAAAACUUUUAUAUGCAGGGCUGAAAGUGGCUAGCUAACCCAAUUUUUGGGAACAACAGUGAUACUUUUACUCAGCAUGUGACACAACACUCCUAAAAGGAGAAAGUAAAUUCUACUUGUACUAUGUUGUUUCCCAUCAGUAAGAAUUCAAAGGGCAAUUGCUUAAUUCUUCUGGCACCAACUACUGGGUUGCUCUGUUAUGCAUAGAGAACUAUUAUUAAUAUGAAUACUGAGAUUUUAUCAUGGCAAAGAUGUCAAUAUAAAAUGGUUAGUCAAAACUAGAAACAAUGUGGCUGGUUCUAUGAUUUUGCUAAAUCAGGGAAGGAGAAUAUUGCAUGACCAGUCACAGGCAGUAUGUGAAAUUAAUUUGGUGUGAAAAAAAUGGCAUUGCUUUUCAAGUCUUUUAAAGGGACUUGUCAAAGGGAAUGGGGCCCUGCUUUACGAUUUAGCUUGUGAGGAAGCUAAAUUGUUCUGAAUAAAGUUUUAGCCUCUUUAUACUAGUUGGUUGUGGUGGACCAAUGGCUGGAUACUUUUGUGUAUUUUAUUGUAAUUGGGUACAUUUUAAAACUCAAUCCAUGUAAAAUUUGCUAUAUGCCAUAUGAGCCUCGUAUGGCAUAUGGUAAAUUUUACUUGUCCUGAGGUGAGAUAUAAUCUCUUUCAACUUUCAGAGGCACCACUUAUAAACCUCUCUUCAGAAGUGAAAUAUUACACUGAGGGAUCCCCUGUCACCAUGGCUUGUAAAGCUUCUGGGAAACCACUGCCAGAUGUAGCAUGGAUUAGAAAUGGAAAACUGGAAAGUUCAGGGAAGAAAACUGCGUUUUUAAAGUUUGAUAAUAUAAACAGAACAGAUGCAGGACAAUAUACAUGUCAAGCCAAUAACUCAGUGGAAGUCACUUCCAUUGACACAACAAUUUUAGUUCACUGU
This is a messenger RNA of Pocillopora meandrina, 1379 nucleotides long. The record is from the annotation of a GenBank genome assembly. NCBI's taxonomy places the organism in Eukaryota, Metazoa, Cnidaria, Anthozoa, Scleractinia, Pocilloporidae.